Molecule: messenger RNA, 2443 nt
Organism: Solenopsis invicta (red fire ant)
Lineage: Eukaryota; Metazoa; Arthropoda; Insecta; Hymenoptera; Formicidae
Product: serine protease gd
Exons: 6
Coding region: 391-1779 (462 amino acids)
Biological process (GO): proteolysis
Molecular function (GO): serine-type endopeptidase activity
Source: RefSeq, a predicted model, not a curated record
GUCAGUCUUGUGAAGCGAAGACGCCGUGUGGCUGUGGUUGCAUUAUUUCACAAAUUAACGCUAGGGUUUCAGAAUUUCUUAAAAAAGUGCAACAAAAAUAAAUAUUAAGAAAUAAAUAAGAAUACGUGAUCGAGAAAACAUAUAACUUGAAACGCUUGAAAACAUAUUUUAAUUAAUAAAAAAAUGCAAAAUACUCCAACAAAAAAGGACAAACAAUAUCAACAGUAAAUAAAACAAAAUAAUACCUAAAGUAAAAGCAGUUAUAUAUGAGACUUCAGAGUUGCAUUGACUCUCAUCAGAAUUUUUAAAAUCUGUUAUAUAAAGCAGUGAUUAUACCCGCUACAACCGGUUUUUAUUUGAUGAAUAAUUAAAAUAAUCUCAAAGCAGAAGAUGAUUAAGAUUUCCAUCUUGCUUACGUUGUUACUGCAUCUACUUUGUAUCAAAACAACUAUCUUGGCAGAAGUUUGCUCGGAAUAUUUAACAUAUAUAAGCAAUGGAACAACAGACAAGGUAGAACUGUUGGGACGGAUCGAAAUCCCAUCUGUUUCAGAAAAUGACGACUUCUUUUUAAGAGUAGCCUUUAAUGCUGACGAGUUUGUAAAACAGUUAAUUGAAUUGCAUCUAGCACGAACAAUAAAAGAAUCUGUUCGAGCUGUUCAAAAGGGCAAUUCUUUGUUAUACAAUAUUUAUUUCACCAAAGUAUCAGGCGAAUCAAUUCCAAGAGUGACUGCGAUAUGGUUUAAUAACCGACAAUAUUGUCCUGGGCCAACAAAAACUCUCACUGGUAAUCUCGGGAUAGGACACAUCGUAUUCGCGUCAAAAGAGCCACUUUCUUGGCGUCGAAAUUCGAGCAGAAUUAUUAAUGAAGAUGAUCCGAUUGGAAGUUACCAUAACUACUUGGCUCUAUCUACAGCCAAUUUCAGUUUUUCUAAUACCAACGAAUGCGGUAUUACUAACUACUAUACUGAUGAAACAAAUAAUCUGAUGGCCAAUGGUGAGAAGGCUUUACCUGGCCAAUGGCCGUGGAUAGCAGCUAUCUUCGUUGUGACAACAUCUUACAAUUUUCUAUGUGUUGGUACUGUUCUAACAACCAGACAUGUUAUAACAGCGGCGCAUUGCAUGAAGACUUCCGGGAACGACACUGUAGACCCCGACAAUUUGUUUGUAACCUUUGGAAAGUUAAAUUUACGCCAGUGGAAUGAAAAUGGAAUCACCAUUCGAGAGGUCGAGAGCUACAAGAUUCAUCCCGACUUUGCGCACACCAUCUCCGCCGACUCCGACCUGGCUAUUUUAAUCCUCAGAAUGCCCGUGGAUUUCAGCCCUUUCAUUAAACCUAUAUGCCUCUGGUUUGGUCCUACUAAUCUAGAGAAUGUCGUCGAUAGAACAGGAUAUGUCGUAGGUUGGGGUCAGAGGAUCUUCGAGAAUAAUGACUUUAGUCGACACGUUAGUCGUUAUACCAGGGAAAGUGAAAUACCACGGAUGUCAAGGGUAUCGAUAGUGAAUAAAGAGGAAUGUGCUCAGGCAGAUACGCGUUUUAACCAAUUGAUCUCAGAACGCACUUUUUGUGCUGGUUUUCGGAAUGAAAUUGAUCUUUGCAACGUUGAUUCCGGAAGCGGACUGAUGCUUUUCGACUCUAUCACAGGCCGUUAUGAGUUGCGCGGCAUUGUUUCGCGAACAAUCGUCGGAAAUUUGAAGAGCUCGUGUACUUUAAGAUACGUCGUCUAUGUCGAUGUGGCCAAAUAUAUGCCCUGGAUUCGACAGCAGAUCUCGACCACAUAAUUCUGAUCUCUUGUAAAAUGUGCUAAUCGACAAGCUUUAUAUAUAAGGUUUAUAGUGAUACGCAAUAUUUAAUACUCAACUACAUUUAUGAAAUCACACUAAUCUACAAUCUAUUUUGGAACCUAGAUUUCUUCUUCUCAUUGUAUUUUUUACAAAUUUCAAUAAAUUAUAAUUAAUUUUUUUUUAACAAGAAUUGUAUAGAAUCAAAAUCUGUAAACAAAAAAAAUUGAUAAUAUUAAAAUUAUAUAAAAAACCGUAAACAAAAUUUUUGUAAAAAGUAUGAAAAAGAAUAUUUUGUUCUAAAAAUAAUAUUUAAAAAAAAAGACAAAAAUUUUAGAUCAAGAAAAUCAUCAACUUUAAAAAAAAAUUAGUUGUAAUGUAUGAUUUCAAUUAUAAGUGGAGCAUAAAAAUAAAUUUUACAAUUAGUUAAAAAAAAGAUAAUUUUACAUUGUUGAUCAUAAUUAGGAAAUGGAACCUAUAAGUAUUUACAAUGUCAUUGUUGCGAUCUAGAAGGCACGUUACUGCCUGCAUAGUACUGCUACAUAGUUUUAUUAUUUCGGAAUAGUUUCAGUGGACAAUGAUAAUAUAACCAUCCAUCGAUUACUGCAUCAAAUAUCCACAUCAUGUAGCCGAAACGUUUAAUACAUUUAUUUAUUAAUGAUAA